CUCUGUGGACUGCAAAAUAAUAGGGACAACCAAACGCCUCCUCCGACGGUGCUCACGCCGUCGCGUCGCCGUCACGCUGCUCUAAGCUGUCAUCACCAUCCACACCGCCCAAACCAGCUCCAAGCUUUGACAAACUCAGAACGAUAAGCACAGGGACGAGUUCGUGUGAAAGAAUAAUACCCCCUUUUUGUUUAAUGCUUAUCUUCUUCUCGUUUUACCUAUAAAAAUUAAAUCUUUCUCCAUUCUUUGAGAACUUUCUUCAGUUACCCCAAGAAAUAAUCAUAAUCCCUGUCCUUUUUCUUUCACUGCGUUACUUUGAUUUUGGAACUGCUCAUCUCCUCUUCAGUCCUUGAUUCUUCUGUGAGUGUUUAGUAGUUACUUUCUCACUAGCAAGCACAGAUGCACCUUUUUCAAUUCUAAAAGAACAAUCUUUAUCUACCUGAGAGUCAAUCUCUUUAUCUUCUUAAUUUUUUUUUUGUAUUUAUGGUACUUUAAAGUUCCGUAUAGUUCAUUAAUAUCGUUGACUGCUCAAAGAGAUUAGAAGCAACGACCCGAAAACUCAUCUGAGCCUUUGAUGUUUGUUGUUUUGUUUUAUUUAAAAGGGGGAUUAUUUGACUCCUUUUGUUCGCACAGAAAGUGAUUGAUUAAUUUAUAGCGCUUUUCGUUUUGAGAAAGGCUUACUUUGAUCUUUGGGGCUCUGUGACUUGGCAAAGGUCACUAGCUCUUUCACAGCUCUUUUCCGAGUGGUAACCUAUUUUUGCUGCGAGUUUUGUAAGUUUUCAUCUGGGGUUUGAUGAUCACAGGGCUUAUGCGACUAAGCAACUCAUCUCAGCUUUUUAAAAUGAGAUACUUGGUUUCCUAAAGCUAUAUGUUCUUCCACAAAAAACCAUUUUUGAGCUUUUAUAGGAUGAGCUGUGGAGCUAUGGGAAGCUUCUAUGUGAUGAAGGCUUUGGUGUUCUAUUGGUUGUUGAUGGUUGGUGGUGUGAGUGGGAUUGGAGCUAACUGGGGGACUCAGACAAGCCAUCCAUUGCCUCCGAGCACAGUGGUUCAAAUGCUGAAGGACGAUGGGAUUACACAGGUGAAGCUUUUUGAUGCAGAGGUGGGGACUAUGAAUGCUCUCAAGAACAGUGGGAUUGAGGUGAUGGUAGGGAUCCCCAAUGACAUGCUGGAGAUGUUAGCAACGAGCACGAAGGCAGCAGAGCAGUGGGUGUCGGAGAAUGCCUCUAGCUACGCCAAUGAUGGAGUCAAUAUCAGGUAUGUCGCUGUUGGGAAUGAGCCUUUCCUAAAAACGUUCCAUGAGAGUUUUCUUUAUACCACUCUACCUGCACUCCAGAACAUUCAAGGAGCCCUUGCAAAUGCAGGUCUGAGCAGUCGGGUAAAGGUCACAGUACCUCUUAAUGCUGAUGUAUAUCAAUCAGCAAGUGACCGGCCUUCCGAUGGCGAUUUCCGCUCCAAUAUCCAUGACCUUAUGCUCAACAUAACUCAGUUCCUAAGUGACAAUGGCGCCCCCUUCACUGUCAACAUAUAUCCCUUCAUCAGCCUUUACGAUAACCCGAAUUUUCCAGUUGACUAUGCUUUCUUUGAUGGGACUUCAUCGCCAGUUGUUGAUGGCUCCACAACCUACACAAACAUGUUUGAUGCCAACUAUGACACUCUAAUUUGGACUUUGAAGAAGUAUGGAUUUGGAAAUCUUCCUGUCAUUGUAGGGGAAAUUGGUUGGCCAACUGAUGGAGAUAUGAAUGCAAACCUUCAGUUUGCUCAGAAGUUCAAUCAGGGAUUUAUGAAUCAUAUAUCAACUGGGCAAGGGACACCAAUGAGGCCUGGACCAAUCUAUGCUUACUUGUUCAGCUUGAUUGAUGAAGAUGAAAAAAGCAUACAGCCUGGGAAUUUUGAACGCCACUGGGGCUUGUACACUUUUGAUGGUUUGCCAAAGUAUCCAUUAAAUCUUGGUAGUACAAAUGGACGUCUUGCUCAAGCUAAGAAUGUGAGGUACCUUGACAAGAAAUGGUGUGUGUUCAAACCUUCUGCAAGCCUUGAUGAUCCGAAUGUGGCACCAAGCGUCAGCUAUGCUUGUGAAAAUGCCGAUUGUACCAGCCUUGGCUACAAGACUUCAUGUGGAAACUUAGAAGCAAGGGGUAACAUCUCUUAUGCUUUCAACAGCUACUAUCAAAUAAAUGAUCAAAAUGAUGAAGCCUGUGGGUUCAAUAAUCUGGCAACCAUCACAAAUGUGGAUCCAUCUACUUCAACAUGUAAAUUUGAGAUCAUGAUUGAAACUGACUCUGCUGGAUUCUCAUGGAGGUCGAGUCUAGUUGCAGAUAAGGGUAUUCUUCUGGUGGUUUAUCUUUCUUUUUUGUCUUUCAUGUUUCUUAUUAUGUCUUUUUAGUCUGUUAAUACUCGUACCAUUUUGAAAAUAUCACUGUAUACCAUUGUUCAUUCAGAGCUCUGAUACGUGUGUGUAACAAGUUGAAAAACUUUUUGAUAUAGUAAAUAUUUGUAAGUGUUUUCUUUA
Dendrobium catenatum is the source of this 2509-nucleotide messenger RNA. RefSeq names its product glucan endo-1,3-beta-glucosidase 6. The transcript has 2 exons. Gene Ontology annotation, cellular component: plasma membrane. Bases 869 to 2383 code for a protein of 504 amino acids. Gene Ontology annotation, biological process: carbohydrate metabolic process. NCBI's taxonomy places the organism in Eukaryota, Viridiplantae, Streptophyta, Magnoliopsida, Asparagales, Orchidaceae. The record is from RefSeq and is a predicted model, not a curated record. Gene Ontology annotation, molecular function: hydrolase activity, hydrolyzing O-glycosyl compounds.